AACAGAGAAAAUCAUUAAGAUCCGAUAAAAAAACCAUUUGAAUACCUCAAUAGCGUUCACAGAAAAAAUUACUAUGGCUAAUACUAAAACCUUGGUGGCUUGUUUCCUUGUAAUAAUACUUGCAGUUUCGUUGUCUAACAACAACGUUUUGGCUUCAGAUGCAGGGAUCGAAAACUUCUCAUUUGACAACUGCCACAUUAGGUGUUACGGACGGGAUGAAUGUAUGAACUACUGUUUUAAAAUUGGAUUUAAGAAAGGUGGACAGUGUGGUUCUAUUUGUAUUACAUGUCCUAUGAAAUGUUGUUGCCAAAUGUAAUACAAACUUAUAUACCAUCUCUCUCUAAAAAAUUUACGAUUCUAGCAUGGCAUUUAUAUUUUCUAAGUUAUUGGACUUAAUUUGUAUCUUGUUUUUACAAGUAAAUGCUAUGAAAUAAGAAAACUAUUUAUUGC
Messenger RNA from Arabidopsis lyrata subsp. lyrata, 450 nucleotides. Its product is annotated as defensin-like protein 46. The transcript has 2 exons. The coding region runs from base 74 to 316 and encodes 80 amino acids. The record is from RefSeq and is a predicted model, not a curated record. Lineage: Eukaryota; Viridiplantae; Streptophyta; Magnoliopsida; Brassicales; Brassicaceae.